AAAGAUAAUUAUUUUUUUCAGAUUAAUAAUGCACGAGAAAGAACUUUAAGUUUUUAAGGAUUUGACUGUGAAUAAAAAGUCUUGAAAGAGUCAAAUUUCUAAGCCCUCAACACCAAUUUUGACCUUAGCCUGCAACCUACCGUGAUACGAGUUUAACCUUUAAUCUGUGAACUUUAAAUAGAUGAUAAAGUCAAUCAAGAACCAAACUUUUUGAAACUUCCAUCCUAGAUAAUCAAGAAACAAAGAAAUAAAGUAAUCAAGAAUAUUACUUAUUCAUAAAACCCGUAUCUGCCUACGCUAUCCGCUGCCUAAGCGUGUGCAGGACAAAGUCAGUAAUUUGAAGAAAAAAAACGAUUUUGCCAAGAACCGGUUCUUAAAAUCUAUAGGAACAGAUCCGCGAAUGAAAACAAAUCUGCAAACAAAAUCAGCUGAUUUUUAACAUUUUGAGCUGAGGUGUGGAUGAUGGGGUGUGCUCCGUCAAAGGAUAAUGUACUGGAUCUCAGCAGUACAGGAGAUCUUCAAACAAAUACAGUAGAAGCUGUAAACAAUCUUAUAACAGAAGAAGUUGAGGACCUUGAAGCAGGACUACCGGGGAUGGUGAGUCCAGAAAUCAAGGAGGAUCCAGACUCAGGGAGGUCGUCUUCUAGUCUCAAUUUGUCAGCAAAAGAACCAUUAGCGUUUGAGGUUUCACAGGAUUUAGAGGAAGAGGGAGGAGGAAACAGUUUAAUAAGACGACAUCCACCUCUUAGAUUUAGGAAAUUAGAAGAAAAUCAGGUUGAGAUAAGCCAGGAGAUGAUAAAUAUAAAACAAGCAGAAGCGGAGAAAAGACGAUCUGCGUUGAUGCAGGAUAGAGUGAAAAGUGCCCGUUCUACGAGUGCAAGAAUGAGAAGUUCUACGAGUAGACAUAAUUUACAGAACAGCGGGGAUUCGGGAAUAGAAACUCAUAUGGAAGCAUUUAAUGAAACUGAGAUUAUGUAACAACCUUAAACCAGGAAACAGAGGACCAAACUUUUGAAUCAGAUGGAGCUAAUCUGCAACGAUUAUAAUCCAGAUAUCCAACAACGAUUAAGUGCAGAAACAGCUGACUCCUAUUUCUGCAAUCUCUACAUGGUCUUUAGCAGAUAUUUUGUGGCUUCUGAUUACUUGAUCUUCAGUGUUAUUCAGAGGAUUUAACUUCAUGUGUCGGACUAUACUAAGUAUACAGAUUAGUGCUUCAUGUGUCGGACUAUACUAAGUAUACAGAUUAGUGCUUCAUGUGUCGGACUAUACUAAGUAUACAGAUUAGUGCUUCAUGUGUCGGACUAUACUAAGUAUACAGAUUAGUGCUUUCUCAAGAGAUUAACAAUACAAAAUUUACGACCUUAGGAUAAAGUUUGGAAGAACUUUAAACUAUGAUUUCUAAAUUUGUUUUGAUUUCUUAUAAAUAUAAACGAAUUAUGCUCGGGAACGAAAUUAAACUUCAGAUCUGGUUUAAAAGUCGCUCGUUAACAGGUUCUCACACUGUUGUGCUCUUAUAUUCCAAUCUUAAAAUAGUUUAUGAGAAAAAUCUGAAGCUGUUGAUUUUAAAUUAAGAUAUUUAUCAUAUGAGCAUCAUCGCAGGGGACAAAAAGCCCAGCCCUCUAAACUGUCAAAGUCGCGUCGCUCGGUCACCCUAGCUGCAGUCCAGCUCGGCAUACAAAUUAUCUUAAGCUGACCUAGUCCUCAAAUAUUUAAGAUUAUAUCAUAAUUUUUGUGUUAAAAAUACAAAAAAAUUACUAGAAGGUAUUCUAAAAACUUUAAAAAUUUGAUUAAUAGAUCUGUCAAUAGUCCUAUUGAGACACCUUAUAAACUAUAAUAUGCAUAACGCAAACUUUUAGAUUUACUUUGAAUUUGAAUUUAAAUUAAAAGGAUGCUGACUAUACUGUGUUAUAAAUACCAAUUUUUAGUAUCUUUUUUACAACCGUCAGUUGGUAAAGAGGGAGGCAUAUCCACUGCUUUUUUUUUAAAUUAGGCUUCCAUUUGAAAUUGGCUUUAAGUACCGCUUGACACUUUUGAAUAAGAUUGAAAAAUAUUUUUUGUGUUUAAUUCCAACAAAGGUUUAUUGAAAAGCAAACCUAAUAAUCUUAAAUUUAACACAGUAAAAUAAAAGUUUGUUUAAAUAAAUAUAAAAUCAUUAUUCUUUUCAGCAAUUGUAGAUGAAGGAAUUGAGUAAUUGUCACAAACACAAAUUUUCCAAUUAUUAUAUCUUUGCAACCUGAUAGCGUAAACUUUUGAUAUUUUAACACAGAUUAA
Messenger RNA from Eurytemora carolleeae, 2271 nucleotides. RefSeq lists its product as uncharacterized. The transcript has 8 exons. Lineage: Eukaryota; Metazoa; Arthropoda; Copepoda; Calanoida; Temoridae. The record is from RefSeq and is a predicted model, not a curated record. Bases 460 to 978 code for a protein of 172 amino acids.